CUACAAUUAAAUAAAAAUUAGAUUUUAAAAAAUUCACCCCGACAGCACACCAGCAGUAUCACUAAUAUAUUCACUAUUUUGUCAUGUACUAUUGUGCCUGCGUUGAAAAGGAUAAUUGCAUAUACGGCUAUGGCGAUUCAAGCAGCAACAUGUUGAUAAUUAAACUGUCUGUGGAUAAGUUUUGCAUUGCCAGUUGGAUCUUAGCAUUUGCAAGCCAAAAAAAAUUUUGUACUCAUUUGGUUCUAAUAACUAAUUUGACUUCACUAGAUUACAAGUCUGAGCGCACAGUUCGAUGCUCAGAUUCUAGUUUUUGUUGCUGGGCAUUUGACAGAAUUUUGACACCUUGUUUCCCGUGUUGGAGGGCUCUUAAAAUCCUGCGAUAUGGAACGUUUUUCCGUGUGUGUAUCUAAGAUCUGAGGAUUCCAAAGACCCUAUAUAGAUCAUAGCCACUGAAUUCAUUUACAGUUAUCGGAUAAUCGACCUUGAAGUGCAAAUGGGAACCCUGUUGAUGUGCUUUUCCAGUUGUUUGUGCUUCUUCCUUCUUGUUAUUCUCCUCAAGUUUCUUAAUAAAGUAUGGUGGGCUCCAACUCGAGUUCAGUCUUUCAUGAAGUCACAAGGAAUUGAAGGUCCUCCUUACAGAUUCCUGUACGGUAGUACCACAGAGAUUCUCAACAUCAUCAAUGCAAUGGAUGGCGGUUCCCAGGAGCUGUCACACAAUACAUUCGCUAGAAUUCUUCCUCAUGCAUAUUCUUGGGUCAAGGUUUAUGGGAUGAACUUCCUCUACUGGUAUGGUCCUCAACCUCACUUAAUGGUCACUGAACCUGAGAUGGUUAAAGAGAUAUUGAGCAAUAAAGAUGGAGCUUACAAAAAAAUCCCAGUUGAAACUCAUGUAAAGAGGUUGCUAGGUGAUGGACUUGUAACGUCAAGUGGCGAAAAGUGGUUUAAAAUGAGGAAACUGGGAAACCAAGCUUUCCAUGGAGAGAGCUUGAAAGCGAUGAUUCCAGAUAUGAUUGCUAGUGUUGAGGUGAUGCUGAAAAGAUGGAGAAACCAUGAAGGCGAGGAGAUUGACGCGUUCCAGGAAUUCAAGGUUUUGACAUCAGAAGUAAUAUCCAGGACAGCUUUUGGAAGCAGCUACUUGGAAGGGCAGCAUAUAUUUGAUAUGAUAAUGAACAUGAUUGACAUUAUUUACAGAAACAAUUAUAGAAUCAGCAUUCCUUUCAUUGGAAAAAUUUUCAAAUCAAGCGAUGAUAUUGAAUCAGAGAAUCUGGAGAAAAGAGUAAGGGAGUCCAUCAUAAAGAUGAUGAAGAAAAGAGAGGAAGAGGCAACGUCUGGACAACUGGAUGGCUAUGGGAAUGAUUUCUUUGGACUGCUUUUAAAGGCCUAUCAUGAUCUAGACAAUAGCAAGAAAAUAUCAGUGGAUGACCUAAUUGAUGAGUGCAAGACCAUUUAUGUUGCUGGACAGGAAACAACAACAAGCUUGCUCUCUUGGACUGUUCUUCUUCUAGCCAUAUACCCAGAUUGGCAGGACAGGGUACGGAAGGAGGUGCUUGAGCUAAUUGGCCAACAGAAUCCAGGUCCAGAUAGCAUGACAAAAUUGAAAAUUAUGAGCAUGGUUAUCAAUGAAUCUCUACGGCUAUAUGCUCCUUCUAAUUACUUGGCAAGGAAAGUUGACAAGGAAGUUAGACUGGGGAACUUAAUCCUACCAGCUAACAUGGAAAUCUACAUGUCGACUCUAGCCCAUCACUAUAAUCCUGAAAUAUGGGGAGAAGAUGUUCAUCUUUUCAAACCAGAAAGAUUUGCAGAGGGAGUGGCUAAAGCUACAAACAAGAGCAUUGCUGCAUUUUUGCCAUUUGGGAUGGGGCCUCGAACUUGUUUGGGCUUCAACUAUGCCAUUAUAGAAGGAAAGAUUGCACUCUCCAUGAUCCUGCAGAGUUACAGGUUCACUCUUUCGCCAACUUAUGUCCAUCACCCAGUUCAUCUUCUCACAGUGUGUCCAAAGCGUGGUAUUCAAGUCAUUCUCCAGCCAUUAUAAGCAUGGUUUUUAAGCCAUCCUCACACUCGGCACCUUGCUUUAUAAGCGUGGUAUUACCAUAUCAAAUGUCUUGUAUGUGGUUCAAACUUUCAGAAAUAAUAGACUGAAUGGCUUAGAACUUUUUAUUCCUUUAAUAUUUUAAAAACGAUUCAUGUCUAAAGCUGCAUUAACAAGA
This is a messenger RNA of Populus euphratica (Euphrates poplar), 2207 nucleotides long. RefSeq names its product cytochrome P450 CYP749A22-like. The record is from RefSeq and is a predicted model, not a curated record. NCBI's taxonomy places the organism in Eukaryota, Viridiplantae, Streptophyta, Magnoliopsida, Malpighiales, Salicaceae. Bases 494 to 2032 code for a protein of 512 amino acids. Gene Ontology annotation, molecular function: iron ion binding; oxidoreductase activity, acting on paired donors, with incorporation or reduction of molecular oxygen; monooxygenase activity. The transcript has 5 exons.